Molecule: messenger RNA, 3874 nt
Organism: Loxodonta africana (African savanna elephant)
Lineage: Eukaryota; Metazoa; Chordata; Mammalia; Proboscidea; Elephantidae
Gene: CHCT1
Product: CHD1 helical C-terminal domain containing 1
Exons: 6
Coding region: 2989-3732 (247 amino acids)
Source: RefSeq, a predicted model, not a curated record
GCCAAAAGUUGUUUUCCAUGUCCGGUGAAUUCAGAACAUUCAAGAAUUUCUUUAGCUCCAUGUGUACUGGGGAGGGGGGGAGGUUGGAGGAGGAAGGGAGUGAACCAGGAUGAGUAUGAAAUGGUCUGUGCCACCAGGAGUAUGCCAGCCUACAUAAAGAGGAGGAGAGUCCCUGGGUGGUACAAUUGGCUAAGUGCUUGGCUGCUAACUGAAAGGUUGGAGGUUCGAGUCUACCCAGAGAUGCAUCGAAGAAAGACCUGGUGACCUACUUCUGAAAAAUCAGCCGUAGUAAACCCUGUGAAGUGCAGUUCUGAUCUGACUCACAUGGGGCUGUCACGAGUCAGAACUGACUAGAUGACAAUCAGUUUCUGUUUUGUUUUUUUGGACCAAAAAAAGAAAAAAAAAAAAAACUUCCUUCUGUCUGCCAGAUGCCUAAAGCACACAGACAUAAAAAAAAAAAAAAAGUUUUCAAAUAAACUUUUGGAGGAUUACUGUGUUGAAUGAGUUGACUUGCCCUACAGAAUCAUUUUAUUCUGACCAAUUGCAUUUUGAAGGAUGUUUCCCAAAGGCAACUUUUUUUGUUUUGUUUUUCUUAAUGUUGAGUGUUGAGCCAUUAUUUCUGGCUGCCAUUAGGAUCAAUUGUUUUUUCAGGUUGGUAAUAAAACCUUUAUGGAGAGAGGGCAGGUGUUCAGAGCCUAUGGCUUGCUGAGGCUCUGAGGGGGAGAAAUGAGAGUGGAGUGGGGUGAGGAGCAGGCACAGACAGACAAGCUUUGAGGUCCUAACAUUUAGCUCUCUCUUCUGAGGGGGAAAAAAAAGAAAAGAAAAAAAAUAUAUAUAUAUAUUCAGUUCCUUAUUUCCGUUUCUCACUGUGUUUUCUUCUAGUCUUGGUCCAUAUUCAUAUUCGCUUACCUAUGCAUGAGUUAUACACACCCUUUUGUGUCCUGUUUUUAAACUUACUGUAUAAUGUUUUAAAUGGUGUCAUUUAUUCCUUGUGAAUAGAUUUUAAAAAUAGACACAGCUCACUUUUUUCCUGACUGUAAAAGUAAAGCAUAUUCAUUGUAAAAAACAAACAAACAAACACACACACAGACAAUAGGCAAAGGAAGUGAAAAAUCACCUUUGGCAUUUGAAGUGUAUCCUUCAAGACCUUUUUCCUAUGCGUAUACAAAUACAUACCUACAAAAAUGGAACCAUAGCAUACAUGCUGUUUUAUUUUCUGUUUCCCAUGUCAAUAAAUAUAGACAGAGUAGCAUUUUUAAUGGUUGUAUGAAUGUACUAUUUAUUUACCCUUUCCUAUUGAUGACAUUUCAGGUGUUUCCGAUUUUGUCACUAUUAUAACAGUCCUCACACAUACAUCUCUCUUUAGGACUGAUUCCUGGAGGUAGAACUGAUGAGUCAAGGGGAAAGUCCAUUUAACAUUUUGAAAUACAUACAUUAUUUACCAAUGAUCACUACCAAUAGGAGUGUAUAAGAGGGACUCUUUCCCCUCACUCUUUCUAACAUGAUUAUGCCUCUUCACAGCCGCAGGUUGUUGUUACGUGCUGUUGAGUCUAUUCCGACACCUAGCGACCCUAUUACAAUAGAACCAAGCACUGCCAGGUCCUGCAUAACCCUGAAUUAAUGCUCAGAGAUCAGAUCUUCCAGUUCGGAGACAGAGAAGUGGGAACUUUUAUUCCUCCUCAAAGAAAUCAAAGACAUUAGCUAAACACGAACGGCAUAGGGAGCUAAUUAAAAAGGGUCUGGACUCAAAGGGAACUCUCCAAACCCCAGGCACUGGCCAUCAGCCAGAAAGCAGUGAAGAGCCGCGAUGUCCCUGUCAUGUGCCCAUACCGCCGCUAGAUGGCAGGAGAGAGGCCUGCGAGGGCUGAGCAUCCCGACCCAGUCCUGGGCUUCUUCGGCCCGCGGCUGUCUGACUCGGUGCAGGCCAGGGCAAGAGAAGGGGUCAAACGGGGCUGGGGAAACUGGACCUCGGGCCUGAGGACACCAAGGCAAGGGCCAGGAGAUGGAGUUCAGCACUCUAGGGAAGAAAAUGUGGGUCAAGUAAGCAAACUGAGGCGCAGCAGUCUUUAUCACCGCCCAAAACCCGUCGGGCACGUUAAUUAAGGACGCGAGGGGACACCUCUGCUGCGUUAGGGACACGGGGCGAAGCUUGGAUCAGGAGCACAGGACCAGGCCCCUCCGGGCCAGGUGAGUCAAUAAGAAAGUUGUACCUGGCCUACCGCGAGUCCUCCUGCUGCCUCGGAUCCCUGGAGGGCAGUUCCGUGGCAAAAGCCAGAGCUGUCGGAAUCAGAUCGAAGCCCCCAGCCCCACUUCGAGACCGUGGACCUAAGUUACAGGGACAGCUGUGUAUCUUGGCUCCUCUCUGAAAUGAAGCACCUACCCCAGGGAGGAUUGGUGUGAGGAUUAAUCGAGAUAAUACAUCAGACCUAUUAUUUUUGUACGCCCCCCCCUUAAAAACAACCGCACUCUACAGCACCCGAUACAACUGGUUUAUUAAUUUCCCCAAGGCUACAGAAGGAUAGAUCUCAACAGAGAUUUACCGUAUUCCGUUCUCUUUCAACACACCUCUAGUCCUUUAUCCCAAACCCAGAAAGGAAUGUUACAAACCCUGAUCCUCACACUCAGGGAGCCGAGGGUGUAAUUAAGGAGGCAGGAAUGAUACACACCCCGGAAAACUACUUCAGAAGUCUUACCAGGGUUCAAAUAUCAACAGCAUCUAAACAGUUCUCUUUGGAGAAGUUUCUCCAGCCCCUGCUGACAGGCUGUGAGCUCUGACGAAGUCCUGGGUCCACCCCACACCUCUGCUUAGUUCACUAGUCCAGUUCACAGUUGAAGGGGACAGCUGGUGGCCACUCCUAGCAAUGAGGUUAUGGGGGGAGGGGGCUGGGCUCUGUGUUGGCAGUUGCCAUGGUUUUGCUCAGCGUUCUGGAGCCAGCCUGCCCUAAGAGAUACUCAGGUCACAGAAGCAGGUCAGAAGCUUGAGGAGACAUGAGAAGUGCCACCCUGGACCCCACCAGCACACCUGUUGGGAUGGAGCCUUCAGAUGGGCAAGGGGGUGAAGGAGACAAACCGCUAGAGAAGGUGACUGAUGUGCCCUGCUUGGAGAGGAGCUCCAGCACCAACCCUGCUGGAGACUCACUCGUGCGCCAUGCCAAGGGCCUGGGUCAGGACACCUUCAAAAUUUGUAAAGAAUACCUAAGGCCUCUGAAGAAGUUCCUGAGAAAGCUACACCCGCCCAAGGACCUUCCCCAGAAAAAGAAGCUGAAGUACAUGAAGCGGAGCCUGGUGGUCCUAGGGGACCACAUCAACACUUUUCUGCAGCACUACUGCCGAGCCUGGGAAAUCAAGCACUGGAGGAAGAUGCUCUGGCAGUUUGUCUCCCUCUUCUCUGAACUGGAGGCGAAGCAGCUUCGCAGGCUCUACAAGUAUACCAAGAACAACCAGACAGCCAAGUUCCUGGUGGCAUUCUGCCCCUUGGAUGCACCAGAGGGCUCCUUGCUGGCAAACCAGGAAGACAGCCUGCCCAAGCUCUGCGAUGCCUGGGGCCUGCACAGCAACAUCAGUGGCAUGAAGGAGAGGCUGUCCAGGAUGCAGGCCCCAGGCCGAGAGGCCUCCUUGCUGGGGGAGCCGAGGUCCUGGGUCCAUGUCAGGAGAGGUCUUCUAAGAAAACUUCCUCAAAAACCAAAACUGAAGAGAAAGAGGAUUAAGGAAGCCUCAGACAACUACCCAUAGGAGAACCCAGCUGGGACAGAGGGCUGGCUCACCCUGGGCCCCAGGUCACCUGCCUAUCUUCAACACCUCUGCACCUGGGGAAUAGGGGCCAGUGAGGCGAAAGAAGAAAACUGUCUUUAUUAAGAGGUUGUUCAGUUUUUAA